Leptosomus discolor (cuckoo roller) is the source of this 1288-nucleotide messenger RNA. NCBI's taxonomy places the organism in Eukaryota, Metazoa, Chordata, Aves, Leptosomiformes, Leptosomidae. The record is from RefSeq and is a predicted model, not a curated record.
GUCAGACUCCAAACCCAGCCCAAGCCGCAGCCUGGUCAGCCUCAGCUCUAUUCUGGGACCUUUGACUGCUUCAGAAAGACUCUCGUUGGAGAGGGAGUCCGAGGCUUAUAUAGAGGAAUGGCAGCUCCUAUUGUCGGAGUGACACCUAUGUUUGCUGUGUGCUUCUUUGGAUUUGGCUUGGGAAAAAGACUCCAACAGAAGAAACCUGAUGACAUUUUGACAUAUCCUCAGUUGUUUGCUGCUGGCAUGUUGUCGGGAGUGUUCACAACAGUAAUCAUGGCUCCAGGAGAGAGAAUCAAGUGCCUUUUACAGAUCCAGGCAGCAACAGGUGAAACUAAAUACAGUGGCCCUUUGGACUGUGCAAAACAGCUGUACCGCGAGGCUGGGGUUCGUGGCGUGUACAAGGGGACAGUGCUCACCCUCAUGAGAGACGUCCCAGCCAGCGGAAUGUACUUCAUGACGUACGAAUGGCUGAAGAACAUUCUGACCCCUGAGGGAAAAAAUGUGAGUGACCUCAGUGUGCCUAGGAUCCUCUUUGCUGGGGGCCUGGCUGGGAUCUUCAACUGGGCGGUUGCCAUUCCACCAGACGUGCUGAAAUCCCGUUUCCAGACUGCCCCUCCAGGAAAAUACCCAAACGGCUUUAGAGACGUGCUGAGAGAGCUUAUCAGAGAGGAAGGAGUUGCAUCUCUGUAUAAGGGCUUCACAGCUGUAAUGAUCAGGGCCUUUCCUGCCAACGCGGCAUGUUUUCUUGGUUUUGAAGUUGCUAUGAAGUUUCUUAACUGGAUUGCACCAGGUCUAUGAAGACUAGGAAGUCUUUGGAAAUUAGAGAAAAGAAGAAAGAGAGUGCAAGUCUGCCUCAGAGGAAUAAAUGAAUGAUCACUUGAAGUUUCAGGAAUGAUUGCUUGCCUAAUACCUUUUUGCCUUCCUCACGUUCUUUAGGUGGUGCUAUGUGCCUUUUGAAAUGUAAGCUGUAGCUCGGAAACAGCUGAUGAGGAGUUAGAGGUGAUACACCUGUCUUCUGAGCCGAUGGACCACAGCAGUAACGCUGCUAACAGACAGCUGUCACUAUUACACACAUUACCUUAAGUACUUCCUCAUGGAAGAAGGGGACACUUCUUAAAAUGUAAUUCUUUAUUUACUGAAGAAACUUGUAGCUAUUAAUGCUGAAAAACUUCCUUAAAAUAAUUGUUUGGCACUGCAUACUUAACUCUCAGGGCAUAAGUUAGCAGCUGGACAUACUAGUGUCUACAAGCAAUGUCAGAUGGCAUUCUCGUCUCUAGUAUUUUUU